CAUAGUACGAAAAAUAUUUUAAAUAAAAGUUACAUAGCAUGAAUAAAGAGAAUGUACACUUAAAGUGAAUAAAUGAUAAAAAAUAUGAAGAUUUAUAUAUCAAAUUGAGGCAAUAUGGAAAAAUCUUCUUCUAUUUCUAAACAACAACAGACAAAAGAUGCAACUUCAAAGUAUGACACCUCUCUACUAACAGGGAUUCAUAAUUGUAACUUUCAAGACGAACUCGUAUCUUGAUAAAAUGAAAUAUCUUUUGUGUACCUUGCUAAUUCUGUGGAUGGCAACUGUGAUUUUUGGAUUUAAAGUGAAUUAUAUAUAUAAAUGGAAAUAUGUCGAUUUUAUAUGGGAAAGUAACGAGCAGAAGGAAGACGCGAUAAAUUCUGGCACUUAUAAUCGUUCUACGUGUAUAUUAUUCGAUGUAGAUAAAGCUAAAGAUGGUAGAAUAUUUGUUACUGCUACGAGAGAACUAGGUCCUAGUGUACCUGCUACUUUGGCGAUAGUAACUAAUGAAACAGGACCAGGAGGACCACUUUUGCGACCAUAUCCAAAUUGGAGUUGGCAUAAUAAUAAUUGUACGUGCGAAGGCAUUGUAAAUGUGAUACGAGUACACAUUCGAUGCAAUCACAUCUUCGCUCUGGAUAGUGGUAAAAUUGGGCCUGAUCACAUUUGUAAUCCAAAGCUAUUAAUCUUUAAUUUGAAAGAUGAUACGCUAGUAAAAACUAUUUAUAUUCCAUUUGAUAUUGCUAGUAAUGCAACGGGUUUUGGAUCAUUAAUAACGCCUUUCAUUUAUGUUUCCAAAAAAUGCUCGCAGUUUCUGCAUAAAAUGAUUAUAUUCAUAGCUGAUGUACAAGGUAAAGGUUUAGUGGUGUAUGAUUCAUCUGUAAAAAGUAUGUGCAGAGUCGAAUCUGAUUACAUGAUACCGACCGAAAAUUUAGCCUCCAUAGCAAAUCAAACAUUUCCUUAUAAUGGAGGUAUUUUCAGUGUAGUGACCCUUUAUAAUGAACUUUAUUAUGUUACUACGCCGGGAAUGAAAAUUUAUAAAAUAAAAAUCAAAUCACUACUAAAAUGUCCAAAUAUAGAAGAGGCUAAUAAAAAAACUAAAGUCGCGAUUAAAAUACCAAGCGAUUCAGGACAAAUCGCAUCAGCAGGACAUUCAAUAUUUUACAGUGAUUCUGAUAGAAAUGCUGUUUUAGGAACGAAUGUUUUUAAAAAAUCUGGCAAAAACACGGUGAUACUUGCACAAAAUGAUAAAAAACUUCAAGCUGUAAGUUCGCUAAAAACUUCAUAUUAUUGGAAUAAGUUGAUAGGCCUAUCAGAUAGAUUUCAUCGUUUCGUUCUUGGUACUGUAAAUCUAAAUGAAGUAAACAUCUACUAUUUCGAAAUGGAUUUAGCAGAAGUACAAAAGAAGAUGGAUUCGAUUCCUUAAAACGCGUGUGUUAAUUUUCACAAACAUUUCACAAACAUUUUUACACAAUAUUAUUAGUACUACAUACAUUGCUUAAAUUUAUAUGUUAUAAAUAUA
This is a messenger RNA of Atta colombica, 1519 nucleotides long. RefSeq names its product major royal jelly protein 3-like. The coding region runs from base 239 to 1423 and encodes 394 amino acids. The transcript is spliced from 7 exons. NCBI's taxonomy places the organism in Eukaryota, Metazoa, Arthropoda, Insecta, Hymenoptera, Formicidae. Gene Ontology annotation, cellular component: extracellular region. The record is from RefSeq and is a predicted model, not a curated record.